This is a messenger RNA of Spirometra erinaceieuropaei, 1287 nucleotides long. The record is from the annotation of a GenBank genome assembly. NCBI's taxonomy places the organism in Eukaryota, Metazoa, Platyhelminthes, Cestoda, Diphyllobothriidea, Diphyllobothriidae.
AUGCCCUACGGAUCACCGCAUCUUCACCUCAUAGAUGAAUCUUCGUCCGCAACUCUGCUGGAGACUACAAGGUAGGCAACCCCCAGGUAGGCCGAAUAUUGUUCUGUUCACUUUGCCUUUUACUUGCUUACGCUUGCUUGCCUGCCUUUGUCUGCUUGUCUGUGUUUGUCCUCGCUGUAAGCUGAACGCCGUUCUGUAUAAUUUUCCUUAUCACCGUUUAUAUUUCAGCAACCAGUUAGCUAACAGUGGGACGGGAAACUCUAUUUCUCGUUUCUCUACCAUUCCUCAUUCUUCCUCCCCCCCUCAAACAGUCCUACGGCGACAGCAACAGAGAUUGUGUAGGUGGCCCAGGCUAACUCGGAUUAUUCUCUCACUAAACAAAAUCGUGGGGUCCGACAGUCGGCUGCGAUUUCUGAGCAGCCCUAUUUAGGGAGAGCAUUUCUCACCCUCGCGAAAGUGGAGCGGGGUUAGAAAGGGUACAUUAAACAAAUGCUGGGAUCACGUCCUUUGCGCUCUGACCGUGGCGCGCAGACGCAAAACACACGAUCGAAACAAUCAAACAAGAAUCUAUAUACUCUUACUCCCCUCUCCCUUCCCGCCGUCCCAUCCAAAAUUCUGCUUAGGUAAUUCGCUCACACUGGCAACGUGAAAUGUUCGUUUCGUUUUAGAAUACCCGAGGAGCAACCGACCGGUGCGGAGAACGGCGCCAGCUGGUAGAGAACCGGCGCACAAAAAAGGUGGACAUAGUCACACUCAGCGAGGACUGGUUCUCCAUGCUACACCAACUAGGGGAAAUGGACGCCGGUUACAAAUUCCUCUGGAGUGGUUUUCCCAAGGCAGUGCGACGGGACGCGAGUGUCGUCUUUGUCACUCUAAACGACAUCGUGAGACGACCGUCCUGUCUGCCACAGGGCAUCAAUCAUCGCCUGAUGACACUCCGCCCGACCUCCUGGGAGGCAGAUUCGCCACCUUCGUCAGCAUCUAAGCUCCCAGCUGGCCAGCCCUGAUGCUGCAAGAAAGAAAGUCUACGAGGACCUGCACAACUUCCUGGAGACUGUGCCGAAGGCGGAUAGGUUGAUUGUUCUCGGUGACUUCAACGCCCGUGUCGGCACAGACCUUGCUGCCUGCAGAGGAGUGCUGGGUCCCCAUGGUCUCCACGGCUCCAAUGACAAUGGCCUAUUCCUCCUACGAACUUGCGCAGAACAAAGGCUCAUUCUGACCAACACUUACUUCCGCCCUCCGACACGAGAAAAUGUCACCUGGCUGCACCUUCGGUCGCGUCACUGA